AUGGUGGAGAAAUCCAAGAUCCUGAAGGUAUCGCCUUCCUUGGAAGUUAAGGUCUCUCACAAUGAACGUAGUUGCACGGGAGACAAUAAGGAUGUAUCAGCUGCAAGUAAUGUCAGUGAACACGAUGCUGUGAAGAAUAGCCAGGAAUAUUUUGAACACCAAAAUGCAAAGAAAGCCAGUGGAAAUACCAGUCUUACCAGUGAAGGACAUGGUGGUGCUAGAAGUGAAGACAGCAGAAUAAAAGAAUCCCACGCUACUGCAAGCCUAGUUGUUGGAGCGGCUGAUUUUGUUGAUGGCAAUGGAAAUGGGGGUGGGAAAACCAAGCCCAACCUUAGCAAAAUACCUGGAAGUAAGAGAAACAAAGCUGCCAAUGGAAAUGGUGCUGGAGGGGAAAGUAUUAAUGGUAACAUAGAAGAUGGUGUCUUUGGCUCCUCACCCAAUGGGACUGGGAGACGAAAUGUUCAUGAUACAAGUCAAGCAGAGCUUUCUAGGCUUGAUCAAAAUGAUAAGAAGUGCAGCGAUAGAGAGAAAGCUGCUUCUCGAAAUAAGGUUGGAGAUAGACGGGAUGAUACUGUAGGAAGCCAUAGCAAUCAGGUUCAAAGCCUAGCUAGCACAAAUGUAGGUGUACCUGAAAGAAGAGAGCCUGCAGAUCACACAAGUCUAAAGUUUAUGAGAAAUAAGGUCUAUGGAGAAAGUAUACAGUGGACAGACAUGAAUGAAGGUGCCAGUGGUCAUGGCGGAGAUACAUCUGAAGAAGGAUCUACUGAUGGUUGGAGUGAUGGAAACUCUGAAGACACUAAGGAUCUUGGGGCAAAUGAGACUGAAAUGCAUGGUGCUAGGAGCAAAAGUCAGGCUCAUGACAGUACAGGAAUAGCCAGUCCUAACAAUGGAGGAGAUGGUGACAGAAGCAGCCUAGAUGAUUCUCUGAGCACCAGUGAGGAAGACAGUUCCCAACAAGAUAACAGCAUGAGUGUUGAAAAAGAUGAAACUGUGGAGUUAUGUGACAAAGCAAAGAAGAAUGAAUACAUCAGCAUUCAAAAGAAAAGGAGUGGGCUUCCAGUUUUGAAGGGCAUUGGGGAUGAACCAUACCAGUCAGAACUGAUGGAGACAGUGGCAGUCAACCACACAGCAGUGAGACUGAGGAUGUCAGAACUGGAGCUGAGUGAAGCCUCAUCCAGCGUUCUCUUAAGAGAGAACACUGAGAUGCUCGCGUCAAAGCGGGGCAAAAAUGGACACAAGAAGAAGGGAAUGGCUGGCAACCGUGGUGACUUGAAUGAGAAAAGAACUGUCCUCCCUGAUGACAGGAAAGCCAUAGGAGGGCUUUCGAACACGAAUAGGUCUCAAGGUGCCUAUAAACAUAGGAACAAGCCUAGAGAAGACUCCAGAGACAUCAGCAAUGAAGACGAGAGCAAUAAUUCUUACAGUUUUAGUGAUGAAUUCAUGCAAGGAGAUAGUCCCAAUGACAGCCAUGAAUCUGAAGGCUCUGAGAACAGUGAACAAGAUGAGGCAGAGAGUACCAGUAAAGAUGCAAGCGAUGAGCGGUCAAAGAGCAAUGGUGGAGAUAGUGACAGCCAACCACACAGCAGUGAGACUGAGGAUGUCAGUCAAUCAGCAAGCAGUGAGAACAAACCUGGUAGUGGUGAUACCAAAUCUGACAGCAGCAGUGAGAGCGAGGGCAAACCUGCUAGCAGUGAAAGCAAAUCUGAUAGCAGCAAUGAGAGUGAGAGCGAACGGGAUAGCAGCAAAUCAAACAGCAGCAGUGAGAGCAAAUCUGAGAGCAGUGAGGGCAAAUCUGACAGCAGCAGUGAGGGCAAAUCAGACAGCAGCAGUGAGAGCAAAUCUGAGAGCAGUGAGGGCAAAUCUGACAGCAGCAGUGAGGGCAAAUCAGACAGCAGCAGUGAGAGCAAAUCUGAGAGCAGUGAGGGCAAAUCUGACAGCAGCAGUGAAAGCAAAUCUGAGAGCAGUGAGGGCAAAUCAGACAGCAGCAGUGAAAACAAAUCUGAGAGCACUGAGGGCAAAUCAGACGGCAGCACUGAGAGUAAAUCCGAGAGCAGUGAGGGCAAAUCAGACAACAGCAAUGAAAGCAAAUCUGAUAGUAGUGGAAGCAAAUCUGUGAGCAGUGAGGGCAAAUCGGACAACAGCAGUGAGAGCAAAUCCGACAGCAGCAGUGAGAGCAAAUCAGACAGCAGCAGUGAGAGCAAAUCAGACAGCAGCAGUGAGAGCAAAUCAGAUAGCAGCGAUGGUAGCAGUGAGGGCAACUCUGACAGCAGCAGUGAUACCAAAACUGACAGCAGCAGCGAAAGCAAAUCUGAGAGCAGUGAGGGCAAAUCAAGCAGCAGCAGUGAGGGCAAAUCAAGCAGCAGCAGUGAGGGCAAAUCGGGCAGCAGCAGCGAGAGUAAUAGCAGUGGUGAGUCAGAGAACAGCCAAAGCAGCAGUCGAGCAGUUAGCAGUGAAAAGGACACCCAGUCAAGCACCAACAAUGAUGCCAGUGAUGAGUCAAAGAGCAAUGAAAGCGAGAGCCAAUCAGCAAGCUAUUCUGACAGCGGGAUGGUGUCGAUGAGUGAUGAAAGUGGUGCUGAUGGCAGCGACGUGACAGAUACAGCAGAAAAUACAAGUGACAGUGAAUCUGCAGAGAGCAAGGAGAGCGACGGCGACUCUCCUUUUGGCAGUGUGGACAGUGAAAGCGAAUCCAUAAGUGAAGGCAGUGAGAGCAAUGACUCAACCAGUGAUUAUUAA
Molecule: messenger RNA, 2736 nt
Organism: Heteronotia binoei (common prickly gecko)
Lineage: Eukaryota; Metazoa; Chordata; Lepidosauria; Squamata; Gekkonidae
Product: dentin sialophosphoprotein-like
Exons: 6
Coding region: 1-2736 (911 amino acids)
Source: RefSeq, a predicted model, not a curated record